Messenger RNA from Danio aesculapii, 4840 nucleotides. RefSeq names its product tight junction protein 2a (zona occludens 2) (gene tjp2a). Bases 285 to 3881 code for a protein of 1198 amino acids. Gene Ontology annotation, molecular function: cell adhesion molecule binding. NCBI's taxonomy places the organism in Eukaryota, Metazoa, Chordata, Actinopteri, Cypriniformes, Danionidae. The record is from RefSeq and is a predicted model, not a curated record. Gene Ontology annotation, cellular component: plasma membrane; bicellular tight junction. Gene Ontology annotation, biological process: positive regulation of blood-brain barrier permeability; establishment of endothelial intestinal barrier; cell-cell junction organization. The transcript is spliced from 24 exons.
CACGCCCAUACCUGGAGAUUCAGGAAAUCUGGGAUUGUACACAAAAGCGACUAGUUCAAUCUUUCUAUUUAAGUGUCCGGUCAUUGAUAAAUCCCACUGCUAUCCUGUCCGAGUUAACGGAGCUUCAGUAUCGGCGCCUCUAAAGUGACCAGACCAACCAAAUUGAGUUGUUCCGAUCAAGCCGCUCUAACAAGAAAAGGUUUUCCUUGACCUACGAAGCUCAAUAUCGGUGUCUGCGACGCCUCUCUACACCAAGCUUCCCGGCCCUUUUACAGAACCCAGUCAUGGAGGAGACGGUGUGGGAGCAGUACACUGUGACCCUACAGCGGGACUCCAAGAUGGGCUUCGGCCUAGCGGUGUCUGGAGGACGGGACAAUCCAAACGAAGAAAGUGGAGAAAUGUCAAUUGUCAUAUCUGAUGUGCUGCAAGGAGGUCCUGCCGAUGGCUUGCUGUUUGAAAAUGACAGAGUGGUCCAGGUCAACACUGUGCCGAUGGACGGCGUCCCACACUCCUUUGCAGUGCAGACUCUCCGCAAAUGUGGCAAAGUUGCCAAAAUUACUGUAAAACGAUGUAGAAAAAUUCCCGUCAACGUGAUCAAACGUGCUGCGUCCCCUGAUGACCGUGUCUUCAGCGGCGACUACAACGAUGAUUACGACUAUGAACAGGACCAGCACAGCAUCUACAGCGGACGCAGCUACCCUAACCGUGACACUAGUUUAGAGCGGGAGCAUGGCGGCUAUGCGGACGAGCGGGAACGGGACUAUGAUCGCAGUCGCGGGAGGAGCAUGGAGCGCGGCGUGAGUCCUGACAGACAAUACAGACGGGACGGCAGCCGCGGACGAAUGCUGGACCACGAGCGCAGCCCCGAUCGCCGUUACAGGAGUGAAAAUACCUUGGAUCGUGACCGCAGUCCAGACCACCGUUAUCGAAGCGAUCGCACACUGGACCGCAACUACAGCCCAGAUCGAGAUCGACGCUAUCGCAGUGAACACAACCUGGACCGAGAGCGAAGUCCAGACACACGAUACCGCAGUGAUCGCACGCUGGACAGAACGCACAGUCCAGAUACACACUAUAGACCUGAACCUGCUCGAGGCUACAGCAGAGAGAAUCUCACCAGUGACAAUGAGCGCAGGAGAUACGGCUCACACCAGGAUGACUCCAUGAAGAAGAGCAGCAGCCGAGACCGAUUGGAUCGUUCACCCUCACCUGCACCACUCCGACAAAAUCCCUUGGAGAAGCCACUCAAUGUUACUCUCCUCAAAAACCGUCCCAAUGAUGAAUAUGGCCUUCGUCUAGGCAGUCAGUUGUUCAUCAAAGAGAUGACUAACACGGGCCUUGCAUCCAAAGAAGGCAAACUACAAGAAGGAGACAUUAUUCUGAAAAUCAACGGUACGGUCACAGAGAAUCUGUCUCUGAGCGACGCAGGGAAGUUGAUUGAGAAGUCUCGUGGGAAGCUGCAGCUGGUGGUGCAGAGGGAUCGCAGUCAGGUGCUCAUCCGCAUUCCACCAAUGGCAGACAGCGACUCGGAAAUGGAUGAUAUCUCUGAGAUAGAGUCGUACCGCUCAUAUUCUCCUCAGGAGGAUCGGCGGAGUCAUCACUCAGACCUCUCCUCACACUCCUCCAAUGAGAGGUUACAGGACAAAAACAGAGACGAGCCUCCUAAAAGACUGGCUAAAAUGGGAGCGAUGCCCACUCCAUUUGUAUCAGCGCCGGUGGAUCUGCCGCCUCCACCCGUAGAGAAAGAAGAGCCUCGCAGCGAGUCUCCAGCUCCUCCUGUGGUAAUUGCUGCUCCAAAAACAGUUCCAGUAAAAGCAAAACCUUUGCCAAAGGUUCCCUUGCUACCCAGUCCAGAAGAGCAGGAAAUAUAUGGGCCCAACACUGUUAUGGUGCACUUUGUGAAGGGUGAAAGCGUUGGCUUGCGACUGGCUGGAGGAAAUGAUGUGGGCAUAUUCGUCGCCGGAGUUCAGGAGGACAGUCCUGCCGAGGUGGAGGGUCUGCGCACUGGAGACCAGAUAGUCAAGGUGAAUAACAUGGAUUUUCGAGGCAUGGUUCGUGAAGAUGCAGUUCUUUAUUUACUAGAGAUUCCCAAAGGAGAGGAUGUGACCAUUUUGGCUCAAAGCAAACCUGAUGUGUAUAAAGACAUCCUGGGGUCUGGACGAGGUGAUAACUUCUUCAUCAGGACUCAUUUUGAAUAUGAGAAGGAGCUUCCCCAGAGCCUGAACUUCUCCAGGGGAGAGGUUUUUAAAGUAGUGGACACCCUGUACGAUGGCAAGCUGGGAAACUGGCUCGCCAUCCGCAUGGACAAAGACAAUCAGCUCCUGGAGAAGGGCAUCAUACCCAGCAAGAGCAGGGCGGAGCAGAUGGCAAAUGUACAGCACGCACAGAAAGGUGCUGGUAAUGACAGAGGAGAUUUCUGGAGGCUCAGAGGUCAAAGGGCAGCUAAGAAAAAAGACCUUCGCAAGAGCAGAGAGGACCUCAGCGCAACUCCAGUCUCCACACGCUUCCCGGCCUAUGAGAGAGUGGUGCUGCGUGAAGCUGGCUUCAGACGUCCGGUUGUGAUAUUUGGCCCCAUUUCAGAUGCAGCCAAUGAAAAACUUGCCAAUGAGCUUCCAAAUGAGUUCACUAUAGCAAAGACGGAACCAAAAGACGCUGGCUCAGAAAAGUCAUCUGGCGUUGUGAGACUAAACACCAUUCGUCAGAUCAUCGAACAGGAUCUCCAUGCUCUGCUGGAUGUCACUCCAAAGGCUGUAGACACCCUCAAUUACACUCAGUGGUAUCCCAUCGUCAUUUUCCUCAACCCAGACAGCAAGCAGGGGGUAAAGACCAUGAGAAACCGCCUGCUGCCAGGAUCCAACCGCAGCUCACGCAAACUUUACGAACAAGCAGUCAAACUGCGGAAGACAUACGCGCAUCUGUUCACCGCUACUGUUGAUCUGAACUCUUCUCAUGAUGCCUGGUUUGGAAGCCUCAAAGACGCCGUACGAGAACAGCAAGAUAAAGCUGUCUGGGUCUGUGAAAGCAAGCUGGAUGGCUCAGAGGAGGAUCUGGACCUCCAUGAUGACCGUAUGUCCUACCUGUCGGCCAUGAGUGCAGAUUACCUGAGCAUGGACAGCCGUCUGACCAGCGACUAUGAGGACACUGCUGACGAGGGCGGCGCAUACACUGAUAAUGAGCUGGACGAGUCCACUGACGAGCCUCAGCCAAUGUCAGCCAUCAGCCGCUCAUCUGAGCCUGUCAGUGAGGAGAGGCACAUGCCUGUUCCCCACGAGCGCUCAAAGAAACCAUCAGGCAGAGACGUGCAGCGUGACCCCAGUCCCCCUCCAUCAUUUGUCCCAGAACCCCCAAAGGUGCGCUCUGCUUCCCGUCCUGCAGACUCCAGGAGUUUUGACUCGCGCUCCAGCAGCACCAUCAGCAGUGAUGCGCCCAUCAGCAAUAAACCUCUUCCUCCCCCGGUCGCUCAGAAGCCUAGUUUCAAUACGAGAACGGUGGAUGACACCCCUUCUAACGACCCAGCAGACGACCCUGCCAACCGCACCUUCAGGGGGAAGGUGAAGGCCUUCGAGCAGAUGGACCACCUGGCCAGAGCCAAACGUAUGCUGGAGCUGCAGGAGGCCGAACAAGCCCGGCUGGAAAUCUCUCAGAAACAUCCAGAUAUUUAUGCAGUUCCUAACAAGCCAAAGCCAAACCAGAACAGACCACAACCAAUUGGCUCCAGCUCAAACUCAGAGUCCCAGAGCUCCUCCAAAGCGAUGUAUUCAGAGAGCCGCUCGCACUACCGCCACGAUGAUGAUGAUGAAGAGGAGUAUCGCCACCAGCUGGCAGACCAGACCCGCAGAGGAUAUUACAGCACACAGAAAUACAAUGACACAGAGCUCUAACAUACAAAUACAUACUAGACCAGCAGAGAUACAACACCACACACACACACGCUCACAUCUCCCGAGUCUGAGAAAUGCUCCAUUUGCAUGCUUUAUAAGACGAGUCAGAGGGACUGGAACCACAGCCGAGGCAGAUGGGAAAUGCAGUAUAAACAUGUCAUAUACAAACACAGCAUCUUUUUAUACCUACAUUGUUUUUCUAUGAAAUCUCAGUGUUUAUUUCAUGUCUGCUCAUUGUGUUUUUCUUUCAACUAUGUAUAUUUUUUAGUAUUUCACCCAUAAUGCCAUCUUUGUGUUUCUGACGGAUGAUCUACAUGGAGUGAACGUUACACUUUCCGGUAACACUUUAGUAUAAUGGUCCGUUAGUUAAUGUAUUUACUAACAUUAACUAAGUAUGAAUAAUCUUGUAAAGCAUUUAUUAAUCAUAGUUCAACAUUAACUAAUGUAUUAUUAACAUCCAGAGUUGUGCUUUUUAAUGUUAGGUAAUGCAAAGUGAGUUAAUAUGAACUAAUGAAACUAGUCAUUUAACUUUUACAUUAACAAAGAUGAAUAAAAAACAAUAAAUGUAUAACUAAUUGUUUAUUCAUGUUAGUAAAUAAAUUAAGUAAUGGACCAUUAUUUUAAAGUCUUCCACACUUUCCUCAUUCACAACACUCAAAUUCACCAUGCAUAAAACUGAAAGUGGGUUAAAUUAGCUGGAGUGCCUUAAUGCCAUUGAUCAAAUACUGUCUGUCAGUCUAGCAGAUGCUUUCAAGUUUGCUGCUGUAUUAUGGUGAAAACUGAUUUAUGAUAAAUGUUGGAUCAGUUUUUCUAUUGUUGAGGACUAAUGUGUAAUGUUCACACUUCAGGAUUGUGUCUAUGAUCAGUGCUUUGGGCUGUAACCACUUAUAAAACCGAUUUUGGGGAUUUUUCAAUUUUAAAAGACAAUAAAUAAACCAGAAUUUUAAUAUUUGUCUGAA